Messenger RNA from Nicrophorus vespilloides, 1178 nucleotides. Its product is annotated as cilia- and flagella-associated protein 97-like. NCBI's taxonomy places the organism in Eukaryota, Metazoa, Arthropoda, Insecta, Coleoptera, Silphidae. The record is from RefSeq and is a predicted model, not a curated record. The transcript is spliced from 2 exons. Gene Ontology annotation, biological process: spermatogenesis. Bases 268 to 882 code for a protein of 204 amino acids.
AUUCUAUAAGAUCAUUAGAACAUUUUUAUUAUAAGAAAAUCUGACUUCUGUAUUCUUAUAAUAUUUUACAAACUCUUGAUAAAGUAUGGUAAAUCGGAUCAUUUAUAAAAAAUAGGGUAGAUGAAUUCCCAACAUCCGGCACAAAAUGUUUGAAUUUCACUAUGAAGCGCACUUGAAGAAUUAUAAAACACGGAGAGGUGGCAACCCUACAAGUAUGUAGUUAUGGAAACGAAUAAACGGAUAUGAAUCAAACGAUAAUUAUAUUGUAUGAAAGUAACUUAUGGAAACGAUGAAACAAAAAUAACAAUUUUGAGUGUCACGUCCAUUUUACAAAGUUAUUAUAAACACAGCAUGUCUACGGCAAGCAGUGAAUCCGAACGAGGACCGAGCGCCGAUUCAAAACGAAGCCUGAAAAUUAAAAAAGUUAGAAAGCAAACUAAGUUACCAUCAGAAACCCUGAAGAAGGAAAUUGCAGACAAUUGCAACAUUCUAGAAAAUUUGCUGAGCAGCGAAGAAUCGGAUGGAAACAUCAGCAGUUCGGAAUAUUCCGAAGACGAUCUGUUGAAGAACGAGGAGAACGAAGAAUUUAUAUUGGAUUUCAAUUUGAUCAGUAAUGCUCUGCAGAAGACGCAAAUUGAAAGUAAACCGGCGUACGAUGUCGAGUUGCGAGAAAUCGAGCGCAAAAAUAACAUUCUGAUGCAGAAAAUAUUGAGGCACAGCAAGAGACCGAGCCAAUACAAGUUGGCACCGCAACAUUCGAAAGUUUCCAACAGUCUGGUGAACAGGAAGAAGCAGCAGCAGAAAAUCGAGAAAGACAAUUUAAUCCUCUUAAAGAAAAUAAAGAGCGUCAAACCGUUUGGUCUGAGCGUCGCAAAGAAAUAGCGGAUGUAUAAUAAAUUAGAUAUUUAUUCAUAUAUUUUACAAAUUUUUUAAAUAUAUUUUAAUCUCAUAUAAAAAAAAACCUCAUUAAUUGGGGGGGAUUCAGUACAUCUGUUAUGGAAUAAAUGAAUUAGAGAUUGUGACCAAUCGAUGUGAGAUGAUUAAUAAUAGAUUUAGUAAUAGGUUUAGAACGAAAUAUUGCUACGACAAAAACCGAUAAACAAAACCUAACUGACAUAUUAACAAUUAUAACAAAUCAUACAAGAUAAAUAACAAACAAGCAGAAUAUAUAAUGUAUU